This is a messenger RNA of Penicillium argentinense, 3816 nucleotides long. RefSeq names its product sphingolipid transporter NCR1 (gene ncr1). The record is from RefSeq and is a predicted model, not a curated record. Bases 1 to 3816 code for a protein of 1271 amino acids. The transcript is spliced from 3 exons. Gene Ontology annotation, molecular function: lipid carrier activity. Gene Ontology annotation, cellular component: membrane. NCBI's taxonomy places the organism in Eukaryota, Fungi, Ascomycota, Eurotiomycetes, Eurotiales, Aspergillaceae.
AUGCGGCAAUUGGGGUUCCUCGCCGCGGUCGUCGGGCUGGGCUCCCUUGCCUGGCAGCCUCUCGCCGCCGCGCAAGGCGAGACGAAGAUACAUGAAAAGGGCCGAUGUGCGAUCCGGGGACACUGCGGGAAAAAGUCGAUUUUUGGUGGGGAGCUGCCCUGUCCCGAUAAUGGUCUCGCAAAGGAACCCGAAGACCCCGUACGGCAGAAGCUGGUCAACCUGUGCGGCUCCAAGUGGGAGCAAGGCCCGACUUGCUGUCUAGAGGAACAGAUCGAUGCGUUAUCUAGCAACCUGAAACUGGCAGAAGGUAUCAUUGCGUCUUGCCCGGCCUGCCGAGAGAACUUCUUCAAUAUUUUCUGCACGUUCACCUGUUCGCCCGACCAGUCAUUAUUCGUCAAUGUCACUCAGACGGAAGAAAACAGCUCUGGCAAGAAACUAGUCACGGAGCUGGACAACAUCUGGUCUGAAGAGUACCAAAGUGGGUUUUAUGACAGCUGCAAGAAUGUGAAGAACGGAGCCUCUGGUGGCAAGGCCAUUGAUUUUAUCGGUGGUGGCGCCAAGGACUACAAGCAAUUUCUGAAGUUCCUGGGCGACAAGAAGCUUUUGGGCAGUCCGUUCCAGAUCAACUAUCGGACCGAGCCAAGCAGCGACGACCAGGGCAUGAAAACCUUGUCGAUCUACCCAAAGGCUUGCAACGACCAGGACAAGUCAUAUCGGUGCUCGUGUGUCGACUGUCCAGAUGUAUGCCCCGAGUUGCCCGCCGUAUCCAUUGAAAAGGCCUGUCAUGUGGGACUGCUGCCAUGUAUGUCCUUUGCAGUUAUUAUCAUCUACUCGGCAUUCCUGCUGCUCGUCAUGACCCUUGCGAGCUAUGUAACCUUCAAGGAGCGUCGAUUCCGCAAGCCUGAACGCGUUCGCCUUCUCCAGGACCCGCUACCCAGUGAUGACGAGGAGGAGGGAGAGGUUGUGCACCAUGGUGGUUAUUUGGAACAGCCCCAGGGAGUGUACAAACCAAACUCCUUGUUAUCUGCUCUCUUCUACCGCAUUGGUGGGGCCUGCGCACGAUUCCCUGCCAUCACAAUCGUUUCCAGCUUCGUUUUUGUCAUCUUGCUGAGCCUGGGCUGGUUGCGAUUCACGGUCGAGACCGACCCGGUCCGCCUCUGGGUGAGCCCGUCCUCGGCGGCAGCCCAAGAGAAAACCUAUUUCGAUGAGAAUUUCGGACCAUUCUACCGGGCUGAACAGGCAUUCUUGGUUAAUGAGACCGGCCCGGUCUUGGAGUAUGAGACGCUCGUGUGGUGGUUUGAUGUCGAGUCUCGAGUCCGCCGGAUGAUAUCUCUCGACCUAGGUCUGAACCUGGAAGAUGUUUGCUUCAAGCCCACUGGCGACGCCUGUGUGGUACAAUCACUGACGGGCUACUUUGGUGGCUCCGUUUUUAACCUGGAUCCGGAUACUUGGCAGGAUCGCCUGCGCCAUUGCACGGAAUCGCCCGGCGACGUGAGCUGCCUGCCCGAUUUUCAGCAGCCUCUCAAACCGGAGAUGAUUCUGGGCGGCUAUGAUGAGAGUGGGAAUGUACUAGAUGCCCAGGCCUUGGUCGUGACCUGGGUGGUAAACAACCAUGACCAGGGGAGCGAGGGAGAAAAGAAGGCGAUUGACUGGGAGAACAGCUUCCGUCGCGUCUUUGAUGUCGUUCAAGAAGAAGCUGCUGAACGUGGCCUUCGUGUCUCUUUCAAUGCAGAAAUAAGCCUGGAGCAAGAACUGAACAAGUCCACCAACACAGACGCAAAGAUUGUGGUGAUCAGUUAUGUGAUCAUGUUCCUUUAUGCGUCCCUGGCCCUGGGCUCAGUCACUGUCACCUGGCGCUCUCUUCUGCACAACUCGGCAAAUGCUCUGGUCCAGUCCAAGUUCACCUUGGGUAUUGCUGGAAUUGUGAUUGUAUUGAUGUCCGUAUCCGCAUCGGUAGGCCUGUUCUCGGCCGCCGGCGUGCGCGCGACCCUGAUAAUCGCCGAGGUCAUACCAUUCUUGGUUCUCGCAGUGGGCGUGGACAACAUCUUCCUGAUCGUUCACGAGUUUGAGCGUGUCAACUUUAGCUACCCUGAUGAAGAGAUUGACGAACGCGUGGCGCGUGCCGUGGGCAGAAUCGGCCCCAGCGUUUUCCUUUCAGCGCUCACUGAGACGUUGGCUUUCGCCUUGGGUGCAUUUGUCGGCAUGCCUGCAGUCAAAAACUUUGCAGCGUAUGCUGCCGGGGCCGUCUUUGUCAAUGCUGCUUUGCAAAUCACCAUGUUCAUCUCCGUCCUUGCUCUGAAUCAGAGACGGGUGGAGAGCCUCCGCGCGGAUUGCUUCCCUUGUGUCACUGUCCGAAAGGCGAACUCAUUUGGCCUCCCUCAAGAUCAAAUUUAUGAUGACCGCGAGGCCGAAAGUUACCUGCAAACCUUCAUCCGCCGGGUCUAUGCUCCAUUUAUUCUGGAUCGCCGGGUCAAGGCAGCUGUGGUGAUUUUCUUCCUGGGCCUUUUGACAGCAGGAUUGGCGUUGAUCCCAGCUGUUUCUCUGGGACUCGACCAGCGCAUUGCAAUCCCCAAUGAUUCAUACCUUAUUGCAUACUUCAAUGACCUCUACGAUUACUUCCGCACGGGUCCCCCGGUCUAUUUUGUGACUCGCAACGUCAACGUGACGGAGCGGUCUCACCAGCAGCAAUUGUGUGGACGAUUUACGACCUGUGAAGAAUACUCGUUGCCAUUUGUUCUGGAACAGGAAUCGAAGCGCCCGAACGAUUCUUACCUUUCCGGAUCUGCUGCUAGCUGGAUUGAUGACUUUUUCUACUGGCUUAACCCCCAACAGGAUUGCUGCAAAGAGAACGGUAAGCUUUGCUUCGAAGACCGCAACCCUCCAUGGAACCUCACUCUCUAUGGGAUGCCGACCGGGCCUGAGUUCGUUCACUAUGCCGAGAAAUGGAUUAAAGCCCCCACCGAUGCCUCUUGUCCUCUCGGCGGCAAGGCGCCUUACAGCAACGCGGUGGUGAUCGACAAGCAGCACACCACCAUUAAUGCCAGCCAUUUCCGCACCAGCCACACGGCGCUACGCAGCCAGGACGACUUCAUCCAGGCGUACAUUGCAGCUCGCCGGAUCGCCGACGAUAUCUCCCGCGAGCACAAGAUCGACGUGUUCCCGUAUUCCAAGUUUUACAUCUUCUUCGACCAGUACGUCUCCAUCGUGCAGCUGACCGGUACGCUCCUGGGCUCAGCCGUCGCCAUCAUCUUCGUCUUGACCUCAGCAAUCCUGGGGUCGAUCGCCACGGGCGCGGUCAUCACGACGACGGUCGUCAUGACGGUGGUAGAUAUUAUUGGCACCAUGGCCAUUGCCGGGGUCUCCCUCAAUGCGGUCUCACUUGUAAACCUGGUGAUCUGUGUGGGCAUCAGCGUGGAAUUCUGCGCCCACAUUGCCCGGGCGUUCAUGUUUCCCGCGCGCACUCUGCUGGAGAAAGCCCCUUCUCAAUUCCGCGGGAAGGAUGCCCGUGCCUGGACGGCUCUGGUCAACGUCGGUGGCAGCGUCUUCAGCGGUAUUACUGUCACCAAGCUUCUCGGAGUCUGCGUGCUUGCUUUUACAAGAAGCAAGAUUUUCGAAAUUUACUAUUUCCGGGUGUGGCUGGCGCUGGUCGUCUUUGCUGCUGCCCACGCCUUGAUUUUCCUGCCAGUAGCUCUCAGCUACUUUGGUGGUAGCGGAUACUUUGAUCCCGCCUCUGACGGCGGCCUGGAGGCUAACCUUGCCUCCCGUGGUUAUCGGUCAUUGCUGGUUGAUGACGGAUAUGACUCUGACGACUAUUAA